AGCGCACACCACUACCUCCAUAUUCUCCACCCCAAAUCCACCUCCCGAAGUCACCUCUUUUCAACUCCCAAUCUCGCACGUCGGUUUUGAUAAUGAAUAGAGUAUCAUUAGUUUGAGUAUCAUACUUACACUAUUGUCGCAGUGAUUCUUAUGUAGCGAACGAUAGAUCAUUACCACCACCGUGAGUAUUUGUUUGCCAAAUGAAUCUUCGAGUAUCAUCAGAGAUGGAUUAAGAUGCUACUAACGUUAUUCAUGUUCAUGGAUAAUUGAGCCUAUAAAUCUACGUUGCACGUGAUACAUAGUAGACUUGCUUAGUGAAAGCUGAGCGACCCCGUCUAUUCUCCUGAUUGUACCUGCCACGGCGUACCCGCUUUUAUUCUAAUGUCAACAUAUCAAUCCUAAGAACCAGAUAGUCCUUCCAACGAACAGCGUCAUCUUUUAAGAAAAAUAUUAUCAUCCCAAACUAUCAAAGGUGAAUUCAUUCGGGUAGUAAGAGCUCCGAUUGUAGUUCUACUGAGUGCUAGGUGUACCACGCGUGACGUCAUCUUCAGCAUUCUUCACGAGAAAUCGAACUUAUUUUUCUAAAAGUCUUCGAGAAGAUCCUUCCAUGUGAUUCUUCCUUGUAGUUCCCUAUCAUCAUACCAUUGAGCUGAAUAAUUAUUCUUUGAACAUCGAUUAUCGUUGAAACCCUCCUGAGCCUCAUAAUCACAACUCGCUACGAGUAAAUACAAGCACCAUUUUUUUGGUUUCGGUUGUUGGAAUUCUUGGAUUGCUAUGCGUACUACCCAUCGAGGGCAUCCGCACCUGUCACCAACUGAAGUCAACCAAGCUGCUGCGAAGAUUCCGGCAAAGCUUCUCAUCGUUUUGCACGUGGUACUGCUCAGCAGCUCCAACUGCUAGACGAGGAACAAGAACGAGGUUCUUCCAGGUCAUAUCUUUCUUAUGGACUUGCAGAACAAGUGACAUUCUCGAUAAGCGACUAUCUUCGUUGCAGCGCACUUAGAAUUCGCAAGCUGGGAGGACUUAGAUACAGAGAAGUAGAACUACGUGGGGACGCAGAUACAAUUCAGAUUGCGGACUACGUACACCGAAAAUUUGCCUAUUCGAGACGACAGGUCGCAGUGAAAAGUCGCAGCGGAAGAGACCGUAGCUGUACGUUGGCGCGUGUAUCUUCGCAACUAGAUAAUCUAGAUCUUGCAGCGACGAGUCCACGUAAUAGGCGAUACCAAAACGAUAGAAAGACAUCUUCAAUCUUCCAGCUGACCACUCCACCUCGAAGAGCACAAAAGUUGUAGCGUGGUUCUUCAGCAGAAGACGCCAAGAAUAGGACUCCGCUCUCUCCUCGUCGUCUGGUAGAAGGAGUUGCUCGUCGUUUAGCAGCAGGAUUUACUUCAAGUAAAAUCAGGAGUCACUCGUCUAGAAGGAGUUACUUCACGUUUGAUUGCACAACAAUGUCUGGCGCCGACGCGGCCAACGGCAUUGGGCUGGAGCAGGUCCGGAUGCAGGUCGACGAGGCCGCAGACCUGGUGAACGCCAAUGAUGGUGAGGGUAGUGGCAAUGCCAAGGAGGCCUUGGGCGGACCCAAUCCGAACAACGCUGGCGAGUUUCCUGGUCUAGACGCAGCAGGAAACGUCGUGAAGCGUAGCGGCGCAGACGAGGACGGAAGCAAAUUCGCAGAGAGAAAGCUAGAGAGCAAGCACGCAGCAGCUAGCCAAGAUUCAUCGCAUCUCAACGAAAACGCACAACUUGAAGUCUUUCGUCCGAAUGGUAGAUCAAUCAUGAAGGAUUCUUGUAAGAAGUAGAGCAUCUAAUAAACAUGUGCUUUGUUUGAUGAACACACAAGAAGUACCGCGUAGAUGCCUACCUUAUCCAUCUAUCCAUCUGUCUAUCUACCUACCUACCUACCUCCUCCUACAACGGCUUUUUUGCAUGAAAAUCAUUGCAGGUCAUUCUUUCUUCGUCGGCAUUGACGAGAACGAGUUAGUGGACUGCGCAUUGCGGGAAGUGCUCGAAAAGAUCAAGAAGUGCACUAACACCGAUGCGGACAUCGCCAACACCCCAGCAAAAUGGCUGGAACUUUGCGCACACAACCACGACAUGCCACUAUGA
Messenger RNA from Amoebophrya sp. A25, 2109 nucleotides. The record is from the annotation of a GenBank genome assembly. NCBI's taxonomy places the organism in Eukaryota, Dinophyceae, Syndiniales, Amoebophryaceae.